CGUUCACUUGGUGGCAAAUGCUGUAAAUUGGUACGAAUAAAAACACUGCAGCUCCACCAAAACCCUAACUGCGAAGAGAGGCGCGAUAAACAGACACAAACACGCUUCCGUCGUCCUCAGUCUCUCUGCCGGCGAAGAUCAGCAUCUGCAGUCAACCAUGGGUAAGGUUCACGGGUCGCUCGCACGUGCCGGGAAGGUUAGGGGUCAGACCCCGAAGGUCGCCAAGCAAGACAAGAAGAAGAAGCCCAGAGGCCGCGCCCACAAGCGCUUGCAGUACAACCGGAGAUUCGUCACCGCCGUUGUUGGAUUCGGGAAGAAGAGGGGGCCUAAUUCUUCCGAGAAGUAAGGUUACUCUUUGGGGAGUUUUUGCUGUUUUCUUAUGAGGCUUUAGUUUCAUUUGAAAUAUUUAUUUUGUAGCCAGAUUAUGGUUUGACAUUAUCUAUUGGUUCUGUUUCAUUGUUCUAAAGCUUGUUUUUGAUGUCCUGAUUGGGAAAUGCUUACUAAUAUCGGCCAGUUUUCAGUCUUUGACUACA
Molecule: messenger RNA, 533 nt
Organism: Malus domestica (apple)
Lineage: Eukaryota; Viridiplantae; Streptophyta; Magnoliopsida; Rosales; Rosaceae
Product: small ribosomal subunit protein eS30z/eS30y/eS30x
Biological process (GO): translation
Cellular component (GO): cytosolic small ribosomal subunit; ribosome
Molecular function (GO): structural constituent of ribosome
Source: RefSeq, a predicted model, not a curated record